Molecule: messenger RNA, 1192 nt
Organism: Phyllotreta striolata
Lineage: Eukaryota; Metazoa; Arthropoda; Insecta; Coleoptera; Chrysomelidae
Source: the annotation of a GenBank genome assembly
UGAAAUGUCAAAAUAACAAACAUGGUGCUUAAUUUCGUUUAUUGAUAUCAAAUUACUUACUAAACAUAUUAAACUAUAAACUAAUAAAAUUAUGGCGAACCAUUAUGAAGUGCCCAACUGGGCCGGGAAACCUCCCGUUGGGCUUCAUUUAGACGUGUUAAAAGGCGAUAAACUAAUACAGAAACUGAUGAUUGACGAGAAGAAAUGCUAUCUAUUCGGCAGGAACGCUCAAAUGAACGAUUUUUGCAUCGAUCACGCCUCUUGUUCGAGGGUCCAUUCCGCUUUAGUGUGGCACAAACACCUCGAUAGAGCCUUCUUAGUAGACUUGGGAAGCACACACGGCACGUUUAUAGGAACAUUACGAUUGGAAGGGUACAAACCUACUCAACUUCCUAUUGAUUCUAGUUUUCAUUUCGGCGCUUCGACGAGACACUACGUAAUUAGAGAGAGACCUCAGACUGGAAUUAGGCCUAUAAUCGAUGAAAUCGAGAAAGCUGGUGAAGAUUCCGAGGGCGGUUUGUUGGGUUUGCCCGAAACCGAAACAGAAUUAGACAAUUUAACGGAAUUCAAUACGGCGCAUAACAGGAGAAUAUCGAUGUUGGGUAUAACGGACGAUGCAGACAAACGGAGCAGGAAAAGGAAACGCCACAACGUAUCCUUCAACGAAGACGAAGAAGUCAUAAAUCCCGAAGAUAUCGAUCCCUCUAUCGGCAGGUUUAGGAAUCUAAUACAAACCACCGUCGUUCCCACGUCCUCGAAAAGGGCCAAAAUCGCCGAAAGCAUCGGCAUAAGCGCGUCGGAAUUUCGCCAACCGAAACCCGUCCAUCACCUAAACGCUUCUACGAACGAUCUGUAUACCGAUUUGCCGCCCGAAUCGCACCCGUCGGGCGCCGGCGGAUUGGGCAUCUACAGCUCGUUGAGCUCGCGAUUGGGCAUGGUGUUGCCCAAUCCGGCGCCCGACGUCGACAUGGGGCAGACGUUCGCGAGCCCGGCGAGCUUCGUGCCCCAACAAGUGCAAGCCGGCGAUCCGAUGGAGCCCAAGAAGAAGAAGUACGCGAAGGAGGCCUGGCCGGGGAAGAAGUCCGUGCAGACGUUGUUGGUGUAGAUUGUCUCCACAAAGUGUAAUUGGGGCUCGUUAGAGGCGACGUCCGAGUUAUUCAUAAGUAAUUUAUAUUAAAUAUUGAUUUUAUUU